This is a messenger RNA of Apis dorsata (giant honeybee), 3041 nucleotides long. Its product is annotated as GATA zinc finger domain-containing protein 14-like. The record is from RefSeq and is a predicted model, not a curated record. The transcript has 4 exons. Bases 660 to 2231 code for a protein of 523 amino acids. NCBI's taxonomy places the organism in Eukaryota, Metazoa, Arthropoda, Insecta, Hymenoptera, Apidae.
GAAAAAUUGAUUAAGCGGUAAAACUCGAAUCUUAGAAUUUAUUUCUAACUGAAAAAGAAACAUAACAAAGAAACGAAAUGUAUUGAACCAAUAUGUCCUCGAUUGAGAAAUAAAGACAUCGAAGGCGAAAAGCAGCAGGUUGAUGUUAAGUGGGGAGAUAUUAAAAUGGGUCAAGAGUAUCUACACGAUGACAGUGUACGUUGUUCGACUUCACGCUCGAUGCCUUCGUGAAGAGAUCCUUCUGCGAGUUUGUCGCGAGGAUCAUUAAGAUCACGACAUAAUAUCAUCAUCGUUUCCUGCAAUGUCAUUAACAAUGAGAAACUCGGUCAAUUUAAAUUAAUUUUGGCCAUAUAAUAAAUUCGCGAUAAAUUUUGUAACUAAAAAUAUUUCUAUGAUACAAUUUAUUAAGAAACAGAAUACAGAAAUGAAAUUGUAUUUACAAAAUAAUCAUCCUAUCACAUCAAUAACAAUUAAAGAACGUUCAGAUACAAUUAGUUUGUAUAUGUUUCUUGAAUCGUUAUUAGUUUAAAUAGGAACUUUGAAUCGCGUGAUGUGAUGCACGUUAUGUAUAACGAUUGUCAAUAUAAUCAUUUUGUGUUUAAACGUCGUUAAAAAGAAGAAGCGGAUAUUUUUCUCUGAAAUUUAAGAAGAUUAUUUUCAUGGUGUACGGAUCGCGCAAAAUUGCGGAGUCUGUGACCACCACGGGGACGACUUGGCUGUACAACACUACCACCCAAGGCGAAAUGAGCAGCAGCGGAGGGUUAGGAUUCGGUGUCGGUGUCGGUGUCGGCGUCGCCGGUGGUCCAACCCUCGCAGCCGCUCAACAAGGCCAAGGGGUGGCCGCUCUUCUGGUGAUGCUUGCUGUGCUUUGUUUUAUAUUCGCUUAUUGCUGUUGGGGUGCUCCGUUCUGUAGAUCUUUAUGCAGACGACACUGUUGUUGUCGACUCGAGGAUCCUGAACCAGAUUCACGAUUUAGCAACAACGAUCAAACAAUGGUAGCAACACCAACGAUUAUUUUAUUACCACACGGUAGAAUGCUCGUUGUGGAUGGUACAAUCUUUACACAGUUCCAAACAGAUCCAACUGGUUUAGAUUUAGUGGAAUUAGGUGACAGUGUACUACGAGCUCAAAGAAAUCCAAGAAGUAUAAAUCGUCAUCAGUUGCAAAAUAGUCAAGGUAGCAUACUUGAAAUGGAUGCAGAAACGCCAAGUAAAGACAGUUUAGGAUCUGUUGGAUGUUUUCCACCACCAACUUAUGAAAGUAUUUAUGGAAAAGAAGAAUCAGAUAUGCCGCCAUCGUAUUCUGAUAUCUUAUUACAUAGAUUUGCUAAUCUUCCCCAUGACAUAAAUAUGCAUAAUUAUUGUCACGAUAGUAAAGAGGAAAUUGAGAUGCAAAGCUUAGAUGGUUGUCCACAUAUACUUAGUAAUCCAAUGAAUACGAUAGCAUAUCCUUACGCGACAGUAACGAAUUUCUCGAGUCAAAGCUUUCCACGGAGGAAUGUCUCGAGAAAUCCAUCAAUUAUUAGCAAUCCACUUGAUAGUUAUUAUGUAGAUAAUGAAUUAGAAUUAUAUCGAUUAAGCCAGGAGAUGGUACCACGAGUAUUUAGUAAUACAAACUUCGAAGCUCUUAGAACUUACCAAGAUGAAACCUCGUUUUAUAAUAUGAACGGAAAUGAGAGUGAACAACAAAACGAUAUGUUAUCGAAUAAUGGAAAUUAUUGCACAUCCGAUAAUAAUAUUCAACAAAACAACGAAAGAAUAGUUUCAAAUAAUAUUGAUGAAGUAUCAAAUAAUAUAACGGCAAAUGAGCUAAUGAAUACGAGAAAUCUAGUUCGAAGUAUAUCAAGAAUUAGUCAAGAAAGUAGAAAUAAUAUAGAGAAUUCACAAAGAGAUAAUCAAGAGACUGGUAUAGUUUUUGUUCGAUUACCUCAUUCUGAGAAUCACAAUAAUAGCCAUACUCCGCAAAAUUGGUAUAACAAUACUAAUGAAAACGAUAGGCCAGCAAUACAAGUAAAUCAAGAAAAUCAAUCUACUUUAAGAAAUAUGCAUUCCGAAAACGAGCAGAUGAAUGAAACUAAUCACAACAUCGAAUCUAAUUCAAUAACAUAUUACAUUAGAAAUCAAAGCACUGAUGAGGCUAGAUCACACAGAUUGGAAAAUGAAUCCGCUUAUUCCGAUGAAGAACCUAGAAAUUUUGGAGCAUUGGCAGAUAUCCGUGAAAGUCGAGUGUAACGCAUAAUAUAGAAAAUGUACAUUAAAAAUACAAUAGAAAGCUCUCUGACCAAAUGAUAUAUUGACAAUUAUAUCUUGUAAAAAAUUCACAAUAAAAAUGGAAGUAUAUUUUAUCAACAAAACAUUUUGUUUUUAUAAGAAUUAAUUAUUUUAUUUCUUAAAUUAUAAACUUAAUACAAUACAAUAUUUACACUAAAAUUUAAUAUAAAAAUCUAUAAAUGAAAUUAAUACUAUUUAAAUUUAAUUAAAUAAAGUUUAAGAUUCUUCUAAUUAUUGAUUCUUAACAUGUAAAAUCAUAAUAAUAUUUAAAAAAGCCUAAAAAAGUUUUGUAUAAAUAAUUUAAUUGAUCUGAGAAUUAUCGAAUCGUUACAAUUUUAAAAAUAAUUUUAUAUACAAAAAAAAAAAUACAAUCAUUUUAAUAUUUAAUUGUGACACAAUAAUAAAAAAAAAUAACAAUAGAACAAAGUUAGUUCAGUCCGUCCAAAGGUUAAUCUACACACUAGAUUCAAUAAAUGUUAAGGAAAUAAUUGUAAAUGAAUUCAAAUAUUUUUUAUUAUUAAUAUCUAUUAUUAUUAUCUAUUCUAUAUUAUACUAUUUAUAUUAUACAUUUGCUUUAUAUAUUAUUUUAAUAUAAAAUGUAAUGCACUUGAAAAUUUUUGACAUGCAGACAUAUAAAUAAUAUUACAAAGACUUAUAAUUUAUAUUUAUACGUAUCACGAAACAAUGAAUGAAAAAUAAUAAAAAAAAGAUGUGUAUAGAAUAACUGUUGGACACAUCAAAUCCUAUGUACAGAUUAUGUAUACAUACAUA